GCAGCGAGAUUUAAUGCACUGGGUAACCAUCAACAGGACCGCCGGAAAGGCGCUUGGGAUGUAGGGAAGCCUCCAAUGGUUCCGUCUUCCGCCAAUAGUUAAGAUGGUGUCACCCAUGCUGCAAUUCAAGCUCUGUGUGCCUUUCCCAAGCUCAAAGGAGGCUGAGAUAGCCUAUAAUUCCCUGUGCCCCGAUGCAGAGCCUAGAAAAGGAGGUGUAAGCAAAACUCUGAGUGUUACAGACAAUAUUCUGCAUGUAAACUGGAAAGCAGAUGAAGCACGUAUCCUGCGUGUGUCUGUCAGUUCCUUUCUGGAACACCUAUCACUUGUUGUAUUGACUAUGGACAGAUUUGGCCCUCCUCUGGAUAAUCCCUGACAUGAUUAAACAGAUUCUUAUUGUUUCGUGAAUGUUCAAGCAUUUACUGAUUGACCUGAACAAAUUAUAUAACUAGUCCCUGAUUUAUGUACAAUGACAUAACUCCAGGGCCUUCUUCUGUUUAGAAUAUCAAGGUAUAUUGCUUUGACCUUAAUGUUGGGAUUUUAUGGAAGACUCUGCCCACUCAGCAAGGAUUUCACAUUGCUGACAACAUUUGAAAAUCUAAAAAUAAGUUUGUGGGUUACAAACUACUUUAACUUUAGCAUAUAUUUUUCUUUAAUGUCUUUCAUUUGUAGUAUGUGACCAUUCUGAUAAGAAUUGCAUUGCUGAUAUUUUACAUGAAUAAAUUAUUUUUUACAUCAGAUGUUGAACUGUUUAACAAUGCUGGUGUAUGCAUUUGGGUCACAGUAACAAAUAUAAGGGUACUCUGCUAUAUUUAAUGCAACCAGUUUCUAAAUUUGCUGCUCGAUAAUAAUAAAAAUAAUGUCACAAAUUGUAGAGGGGCGAGUCAUAAAGUAUGUUUUUAAAGGCUGAGCAAAACUAUCGAACACAAAGGGUGAAUUCAUAAAAGUGGAGAUUACAUUAUGUGGCAAGUUUUUUAUUUUUGAUAACCAGGUGUAGACACACCUAAAUAUUAUUGGUGCAUAAAAAACAAGAACUAGAACUACACUUUCAGGACAAUUAAAAUGAGUAAACACUGCAUGUCUUUUCACUUUAAACUACACAUUUUUACAAACUUUUUUUCCCUCAAAUAUUGACUCAAAACUUGCACUGUACAGCAUAUUUUCUCCCCACAUGGUCUUGUGCGUAAAGAAAAGUCAUCCUAAAAUAAAAUGACCUUAUGUUAA
Molecule: messenger RNA, 1221 nt
Organism: Xenopus tropicalis (tropical clawed frog)
Lineage: Eukaryota; Metazoa; Chordata; Amphibia; Anura; Pipidae
Gene: lage3
Product: L antigen family member 3
Exons: 3
Coding region: 104-373 (89 amino acids)
Cellular component (GO): nucleus; cytoplasm
Source: RefSeq, a predicted model, not a curated record